UCAAAGGAGAGCUCUACGCAUGCGCUGCUUCGGGGAAGAGGCCAACAAAACGCAGGAAAAAAAAAAGGACAGUCGGCCUGGGGAUCCUGGAGUGACGUCACGGCGUUCUGACUCUCCGCGGGGCGCGAGCCGAGUCUGCUUUUGCAAAGCGGAGCGCGGAGGUUGCAAAGCCGGGCAGGGGUAGAAGAAUCGCAGCCCGAUUUCCGCUAUGCCUGGAUUGAUGUUGUUUGGCCGGCGUUGGGUUAUAGGCAGUGAUGACUUUGUCUUUCCUGGAGCCUUUGAAUUGUUCAUCAGAGUGACCUGGUGGAUCGGAAUUUUGGUUUUGUAUUCCAUACACAAAGGACAGUUUAACUGUACUGGAGGAGGUCUGCUGAAUAACUACCUGCUCAUCCUCCUCAUCCUCUUGGCACUCAUCAUAGCUGCCUUGUCAUCUAUUACAUAUACCAGCAUGCAAGGAACCAUUUCCAACCCCGGACCACGAAAAUCCCUCCCAAAACUUCUAUACAUCCGUCUAGCUCUCUACAUCCCGGAGCUGAUCUGGGCUGUGGUUGGAACGGUGUGGAUAGCCGACAAGCGAGUAAACUGCGAAAGAGCUAUGAUCGAUGCCAUUUUUGGAACCGUUAUUGUCAGCUGGGCGAUCAUAAUCUUCACGUUGGUAGCUGUUUUCAUUUUCUUUGACCCUCUCGGGAGGAAGACAGUCUACCUGGCUGACUGCGCCAGUCGCAAUCUGGAAAGCAGCCAGUCGGAGCAGCUGUUCUUCAACAUCAAGAAGAGGGCCACACGAGUCUGGGAAAAGAGGAUCCGUCUGUUGUGUUGCUGCAUCAUGCAAAACGACGAUCACCGCGUGGCUUUUACGAGCAUCGCCGAACUUUUCCGUUCCUACUUCUCGGACACCGACUUAGUGCCGAGCGACAUAGCGGCUGGCCUGACUCUGCUCCACCAGCAACAAGAUAAGGUUGAAAAUUCAAAAGACCCCGACGAAGUUUUAAUUCAGCCCCCAUCGCCUCCAGAGGGAAACGAUUUGGAGGCUGAAUUAGAAAACGCGGCUCAUUAUAUGAAGUUUGCAGCGGCUGCGUACGGCUGGCCCUAUUAUGUCCUGCUGAAUCCUUUCACGGGUCUCUGCAAGCUCAGAGGCUUCUGUUGCAGAAACAACUCGGCGCAGACGGAAAUCAUCGGGAGCGAUUACCUUAACAUGCAUUUUGGCUCCAUCCUGCAAAUGACCGGUUUGCAGAACAGGGAUUUCAUUCACAUCAGCUUUCACAAUAAAAUUUUUGAGAUCCCUUUCUUCGUGGCCUUGGAUCACCAAAAAGAAGCCAUCGUGGUAGCUGUGAGAGGAACUUUAUCAUGUGAGGAUGUCCUAACGGACCUUUCAGCCGAUUGUGAAAGCUUAACUCUUGAAGAUGUCCUAGAAAAUGGCCUGGUGCAUAAGGGGAUAACCCAGGCUGCCAAUAAUAUUUAUAGAAGGCUGAUCAACGAUGGGAUUUUGAACCAGGCGCUCACCAUCGCACCCGAGUAUAAACUGGUCGUCGCUGGCCACAGCUUAGGAGGAGGCAUUGCCUCCAUCCUGGCUAUCAUGCUCAGAAACUCCUUUCCCAACAUGAGAUGUUACGCUUUUUCUCCGCCUGGUGGCUUACUGAGCAAAUCCCUUGCGGACUACACAAAGCAGUUUAUUGUGUCAGUCGUUGUGGGAAAGGACAUUGUUCCCAGGUUAAGCAUGCUCAAUUUGGAAGACCUGAAAAGGAGGAUCAUUCGAAUCGUUGCCAACUGUAACAAACCCAAGUACCAGAUUCUCUUACACGGAUGCUGGUACGAGGUUUUUGGAGGGAAACCUGAUAACCUCCCAACAGAACUGGAUGGCAGGAACCAAGAUGCGUUGACCCAACCUCUCCUCGCCGAAGAGAGCCUGAUGGCCCAGCAGUCGCCGAUGUACACUAGCUUGGACGACGGUUCCCCAUUAGGGUCCAGUCCUCAGUACCCCCACUUGUUUCUCCCUGGGAAAGUCAUCCACAUCGUUGAAGAAAACAGCACAAAAGGUUGGUUCUCUUCUGAAGUCAAGUAUUCAGCCAGCUGGUCGCGAGAAACUGCCUUUGGUAGUAUUUUAAUCAGCCCCAAGAUGCUCACCGAUCAUUGGCCAGAUAUAGUCCUCCGAGCUCUCCACAGCUUGGUCCAAACGGAUACAUCAUGCGUUUCGUGUCGAUCCCAAGGCGAAGCUUUCUGAAUGUUGUAUCCUGGCAGAGAUGGACAAGCGCAACCUGACUGUGUCCCAGGUGUUCACAAGGACAGCCUUUAGCAGUUCAGCUGCGUUGGGUCUAAAAGCAGAAACCAGAGGAAGAUCUUCAGAUGUUUGUGGAGGUCCGACCACCUUAAGGAUUUCGGGUAACGUCGUCUGGACUGCUAGUAAUGGACCGAGUAUGAUUUGUGUUGAAAGGUAUGAUUUCACAGAAGUUUUAAUAGGUCACACCUGCCCAGGGACUGUGGUGAUGGAGAAGAAUCCAACGGAUGGAAAGCGAUGGUUGAUGUGCUCCUGAAGAUCCUUUAGAUACAUCUACAUGUUUUUUCUAAGCACAUUUCGUGUCGUCAAACCAAUUCCUUGUGGCAUGGUGACCCCUGACGGCAGGGAUUACGAGGGACUUGUAAAUGUGUAAGUAAAUCAGGAAUGUUGGGUGAAAAUUAACUUCCAAGACUUUGCCUAUUUUGGAUACGGACUUGAUGAUGAUUACGUUUCUGCUGAUGAUCAAAAAUCUCUUGGUUUUCUUUUGUCUUGAAAGAAACGAGCGUUUUAGAUGCUUUCCACUUGACGGAACUCUUUAUUCUUGGGUAUCUGUGCAAUAACGUCUGCUUUUGUUUACAGUUCUUUUUAACACUGCUGAAUGUGCAAUUAAUGAUAGACAAUUUAAAAAGC
Messenger RNA from Thamnophis elegans (Western terrestrial garter snake), 2902 nucleotides. RefSeq names its product diacylglycerol lipase beta (gene DAGLB). The transcript has 16 exons. Bases 209 to 2218 code for a protein of 669 amino acids. Lineage: Eukaryota; Metazoa; Chordata; Lepidosauria; Squamata; Natricidae. Gene Ontology annotation, biological process: lipid metabolic process. The record is from RefSeq and is a predicted model, not a curated record.